Messenger RNA from Pieris macdunnoughi, 360 nucleotides. NCBI's taxonomy places the organism in Eukaryota, Metazoa, Arthropoda, Insecta, Lepidoptera, Pieridae. The record is from the annotation of a GenBank genome assembly.
AUGCCCCCGAAAGACGCAGGCGUAUGUCGGACCCUACCCACACAAGAAUCUCAGCAUUCACCAAAACCAUCUCGGAUAGUUCCUACAGGCCGCGUUAGAGUGGCUCCGGCACUCGCGCAUUUUACCAAGGCCUCAGCAGUAAAACUGUUAUGCUCAAAACCUCCGCUGCAGUAUACAUUACGUAGGAGAUGGGCAUAUCUUCUCCUAUUUAGUCCUCGUCUUCUAAGUCUAGGUUUCGUCUUAGAGCGCUCCUCUCUCGAUCUGCUGUCUCCUUCAGUAGCAUUUCUUAUUCCCAAAAGGAUACCACUACAUUCCACACCUCGUCACUGCCGACAAUUCAAUCACAUAUUACCUCUUUAG